UUGCGAAAUGCGGUGCUGUGACUGGUGCAAAUUCCUCGUCAUGACAUGAGAUGCUGCCGCCCGGACCUGUAGGAAAGUAGCUGGCGCAGCAGUCCAACAGUGUUGAGUCAACGUUGCAUCUGGGAGGCUGAGAGAGGAGAGGAGGCAGCGGCAUCUCUGCUCUGCUGUGGCGAGACAGAGGAGAUGACAUAGCGACUGGACCAGCUACAGUCACUGUGACACCUGUACCCGACUGCGCCAUUGUCUUUUGUCAUCUGUUUAAUUAGAUACUGCUAUUUCUGUCGCAUGCUUCCCACCGAUGCCCUCGGUGAGCUGCCCUCAUACAGAUUUUGAUCUAAGUUGAGGCACGCUAGCGCUAGCUCGCUGCUACUACCCUUCAACAUUGAAGUGGUCACAUAAACAUGCGGAUCAUCGAGGCGGAGACCCCCGGGAUACCUCUAAACGCUUUCAACAGGACACGACUUUCGACUGGCCGCUGACUGGACUCUGCAGAGUCGCCGUAGAGGUGAAAGAGCGACUGAUCUCAAGGACCAGAUUGCCUGCUGAACUUUUUGCCUCAACGACAGAUCGCCAGGGACCAUGCUGGCCAUCCUAGCUGCUGGCUCUAUUUUCUUUCCAGGCCUUUUCCUGCUGUCCAAACAAUGCCUGAAGACCAUUCCAGGGCUGAGAUGGAGCGAAGGGGACGCAGUGAUUGUAUCAGCUAGGUUGGUGUCCUCAAUUCAGGCAGUCAUGGCUUCCUCAGCAGGCUACAUCAUUGCCUCUUCCUGUGAAGACAUCAUUGAGGACCAGCACUGGCUCACGAGCAGUUACAUCAUGUUCGCCGUUCCCUACUUUGUGUACGACAUCUACGCCAUGUUCAUGUGCUACUGGUACAAGCUCCGGGUCAAAGGGCACGAGGAGGCCUCGGCGGCACCCCAGCACAUGAGCUCGGCGCUGACCAGUUACUUGCGUCGCGAGUUCCUCAUGGUGCUGCACCAUGUUGUCAUGGUCACCGUCUGCUUCCCCGUCUCUGUGUUUUGGCGACAAGGAAAGGGCGAUUAUUUCCAGGGCAUAAUGUUCAUGGCUGAGCUCAGCACUCCGUCUGUCUGCUUAGGAAAAAUACUCAUCCAGUACAAACAGCAGCACACUCUCCUGCACAAAGUGAAUGGGGCUCUUAUGCUGAUCACUUUUUUCAUCUGUCGAGUCCUACUCUUCCCUUACCUCUACUACGUCUACGGAAGGUACGCAUCCAUUCCCUUCCACAUGGUUCCGCUGACGGUGCCCUGGCACUGUAACCUCGGCGCUGCUCUGCUUAUGGCGCCCCAGCUCUACUGGUUCUCCCUCAUUUGCAGAGGCGCCCUGCGACUGUUCAUGGGCACCUCCCGCUCGCAGAGGCCGCACCCGACCGCCGCCGCCGCUAAGGAGCUCCAGAGGGAUGGCAACACUCUGCCCCAGCCCGCCAACGGCUACAGCACGCUCCCCACAGAGCCCGAGCUGGCCACGCACUGAGAGGAGCGGUGUGGAGGGGAGGCUGGGGGCGGGGGAGGGAAAGAAGGCGAAUGUACCAAUGAGUAUGUAAAGGAAGGAACGCUGCAAGGAGGAAAGCGAGACUUGAAACGAGCUGAGACGGUGGCCUCAGAUUGUGCUGAAGUGCUUGUAGCCAGCAAAACAGUUAAACGCUUCAGCGGCUAGCCUUCAAGUACUUCAGCCUCUUAGUUUGUAGGAAACAUAAAGGAAGUGUUGGCGCGCUCAGUAUUUAAGAUGUCUUCGGGCACUGUGACAGACAGGAACAUGCACUGACUAGAGAGGAAGUUGCCUGGAUGUACAGCAAGCAUAGGUGGCCGUUUCCCCUCACGUAGAUCAAAUUCAGUCCUCUCUGCCUCCUGGAAGAGCAGGAAAAUAGGAAUGUAUUAUAUUGUAUGUUAGUAUGUUCGCUGUAGAUGGAAGGCCUAAUUCAGUUUAGUAAUGAAGAAGACCUUCAAAAAAGAAAAAAAAAUCCCAGCUAAACAGUAUUUUGACUUGUUAGUGUUUAUUAUCUGUAUCCUCUAUGUAGUCACUGUCACUCUAACAAAAAUGUAACCGACCUGCAGACUGACUCAUCUUUAGAACGGAGAUAAUCUCAUACGACUGUAUUCUGCUGCCUUAUCCCUCCCUCCUGCUCCC
Molecule: messenger RNA, 2142 nt
Organism: Neolamprologus brichardi
Lineage: Eukaryota; Metazoa; Chordata; Actinopteri; Cichliformes; Cichlidae
Gene: tlcd3bb
Product: TLC domain containing 3Bb
Biological process (GO): ceramide biosynthetic process; lipid homeostasis
Cellular component (GO): membrane; endoplasmic reticulum
Molecular function (GO): sphingosine N-acyltransferase activity
Source: RefSeq, a predicted model, not a curated record